AUUUUACCAGAAAUCACAGACAUUAGAACCAGAGACAGGAUUUUGUCCACAUAUUUCCGUGCAAAUAAUAAUAAGAAUAAAAUAUGAAAAAAAGAACCGAUUAAAAAAAAUUCUAAAUUCACGGGUGUGUUCAGCGUCAGCCAAUCUAUUAAACUGUCAGCUGUUUUUAUGACGAUAUAUUGUAGUUGUGUUUGGUACUUUGGUUGGAAUUGGAACAGAUUUCGUUGUUUAGCCAUACUUAUCAACUACCAAUCACUAGCUGCUGGCAUAUUACUGUAGCAACAUUAACGAGUUAGAGAUUAACGUGACAAAUCGCCUAUUUUUCUUAUCGUAUCCAAAUCUAGCAUAACCUCUAGCAAAAACAUAGAAAAUCGCUUCCAAAAUGCAAGUAGCACGUGUGAUUGUUUUUGAUAUACGAAAUGCAGAGGCCAACAACCCAAAUUUCAUUUUCUCAGCCGAAGCUUUGCAUGAAGUAUCACUUCUUGCUCAUGCUGGAACUUGUUCCAACUUUGCUUUUAUAAGUUUGGUGCUUGUGGGAGUAAAAGGUUUUGAAAUCUUAUUAGACACACACCCUUUAGUUGAACUUGAUUCUUCUUUGAAGCGUGCCUUUGGGAAGUUGAAGCAACUACUGAAAAUAUCAAAUGAAAAUGCAAUCUACUCUGCCAGGAAACCAUUAGAAAUCAUCUUAAAUGAUUUAGUAUUACAGUUCGAGCAAAAAUGUGAGUAUUGCAUUGCAUCCACCCAACUGGAAAUUGUAGUUGUAACGGCAACAGAUGGAGAGAAAAUUCAAAAAGAAUUAGAUGCAUUCCUUUUUAAUACCAAUUGCCGAGAGUUCAACCAAGUUGUGGUGCUUCAUGUAGCCCCCUCCGAGCUGUUGAUGCAGAAUCAAAUGGAUCAAGUAUCACGCAGUAAAAUAGUUUGGCGGAUGUCGGAAGAGGAGAGAGACGCCGAAAUAUUUUUCAAGUCUUGGUUGAGUCGUAAGAGGAAAAAUUGGAAUCUUGAAAUGCGUUCCGAUGGACAAUGCGAGUGGACUUCCAGGAUUGACAUAGAGGACCUUAUCUUCGAUGUAAAAGGAUGGCCGUAUCGAAUUUCUGCCAAUUUCAACGAGACCAAUGGAAUAGGAAUCUUUGACGAUGGGAAUAUGAAAACCUUGGAGAUCAUCAAGUGGGUGAGGAAUGACGGUGUUCCUGCUUGGUUGAUCCAUGGAAUGCCCAGACGUCUUUUACCGGCAAGCGACCUGUCUCACGACGAUAUCGUUUUCAAAAUCAAUAACGAACAAUUCUUUUCCCUGUCUCGUUGGUUGGCUAGAGAAGCUCUGGUAGCUAUUGUCAAGUUGGAAUCCUGCCAGCAAGCCAUUGAUUACUUUAUUCUCACUCCAGGAUCCGACGGAAGUUUGCUCAUGCGUAGCAUCGCUCCACGUGAAUUAAUACUACCACCUUCGACGUGUCCCCCUGUUACCGACGACCAAGAUGAUGAUGCUGAGUUAUUCACUGAAAAAGAAAUCUGCUUUGAAGAAAUCCAAUCUGCCUUCCUCCAGCUUCCUGCUCAUACGUUUUCCAGAUCAGAGAAGUCUAGCGUCAUGGAAGCUGUCGAAUUUCACACUGUUACCGAUAUCCAGUAUACCGGAACUAAAUCAAAACCGACCCUUAACCGUCCUCGCAAAGCUCGUCGCUAAAUGUGUGUGACCGAAGCAACUCCGCUCAUUCCAGAUCUUCAUACAAAAACGUAAAACUGUAUUUUUUAAGUUAAAUACAUUGAAUACUC
Messenger RNA from Daphnia pulicaria, 1764 nucleotides. RefSeq lists its product as uncharacterized. The coding region runs from base 383 to 1675 and encodes 430 amino acids. Lineage: Eukaryota; Metazoa; Arthropoda; Branchiopoda; Diplostraca; Daphniidae. The record is from RefSeq and is a predicted model, not a curated record. The transcript is spliced from 10 exons. Gene Ontology annotation, biological process: meiosis I; spermatogenesis; male meiosis chromosome separation.